Molecule: messenger RNA, 1163 nt
Organism: Oppia nitens
Lineage: Eukaryota; Metazoa; Arthropoda; Arachnida; Sarcoptiformes; Oppiidae
Product: 4-hydroxyphenylpyruvate dioxygenase-like
Exons: 4
Coding region: 3-1136 (377 amino acids)
Biological process (GO): aromatic amino acid metabolic process
Molecular function (GO): 4-hydroxyphenylpyruvate dioxygenase activity
Source: RefSeq, a predicted model, not a curated record
ACAUGUUAUCUAAAUGCUUAUCCAUAUCUCAUAUCACGCUUUACGUAUCGAAUGCAAGACAAGCGGCCCUUAAUUAUUGUUUUCAAUACGGGUUCAGACCAUUCAGAUACCGGGGCCUCGAAAGUGGUGAUCGACUACAAGCGUCACACGCCGUCAUCAACAACGAUGUGGUUCUUGUGUUUACUUCACCACUCAUUUACUCUAAACUUAAUGACCACAUCAACCAUCACAUCGCAACACAUGGCGAUGCAGUCAAAGAUAUAGCUUUUAAUGUAGAGUCAGUCGAUGAAAUGGUCCGACAAAUCCAACAGACCAGUGAUCAACCAGUGAGACAAUGGUCUGAAUCGGACGCCAAUGGGACCGUCAAGUAUGUCAAUGUAUCGGCUUUUGGUGACACCACUCACACACUUAUUGAACGCAAUGGUUAUCCGCGAAACCUAUUUCUUCCCGGUUGGCAAUCAUCACCAUUAGAGUCGGCAUUAAAAAACAGUAUUUGGUCUGAACUGAGUUCAAUUGACUUACAAUUUAUUGAUCAUUUGGCCGCAAAUCAAAUUUAUGGUCAAAUGUCUAAAGUAGUCAAAUGGUAUGAGAGAGUUUUGGGAUUUCGGCGAUACUGGUCAGCCGAUGACACAAUUAUUGAGACACAACUAUCGGGACUCAAAUCGGUAUUUGUCACGAAUGCCAACCAACAAAUUAAGAUUCCGGUGGUCGAGGCCAAGCCCGGGCCCCGACGGUCACAGAUUCAAGAGUUUCUCGACUAUAACUACGGACCGGGCGUUCAACACAUUGCCUUCAAUACGAGUGAUAUUUGCGAUACAGUGGCUAAACUCAGACACAGAGGAGUGGAGUUCCUGUCGACUCCCGACACUUAUUACAUACAACUACGAGAGCGUCUCCGCAAAUGUAAUCUUAAUAUUAUAGACCACGAUAUCGAUAGAUUGAAAAAAUUAAAUAUAUUGAUGGACUUUGACAACAAUGGAUAUCUGUUGCAAAUAUUUACUAAACCCGUUGAGGACAGGCCUACGCUAUUUUUCGAGUUAAUUGAGAGACACAACUAUAACGGGUUCGGCGCCGGAAAUAUAAAGGCACUCUUCGAGGCCGUAGAAGCACAACAACAGCUCAGAGGAAACCUAUGAUGGGAUCUAUAGCUGACAAUAACUAUA